UGACCUUCAUUUCAUUAUUCCCAUGAAUUUCCCAACCCAUCACCCAUUAUGAUCCCAUCGGCAUCAACUUCCGCCAAAUCCCAAAACCCAAAACAAUCCACACAAUAAUACUAUGCAAUCCACUACCAUUCCUCUCUUCAAUCCCCCCGUUUCCUCUCCCUCAAAUCUCCCUCGUUUUGCACCAACAAUCCGCCAUUUCCCCCCUCCAUCCAAGCUUCGUUUUCCCACAGCUAUGGCUUCUACACCUUCUGGCCUCGCCGUCGGGUCGCGAACAGGGACCGCUCCUAGAGGGUCGACAGGCACUGAUGGACUCUGUACUUUGACUGAUUUUGUGGGUAAGGGAGGGAUUGGUUUGGGAGAUGAUUUAGUGCUGCUGUUGACUCAUAUUCAGUAUGCUUGCAAGAGAAUUGCCGCUCUCGUCGCUUCUCCCUUCAGUUCCGAUCUUCAAAAUCCGGCGGGUUUGGCUGUUGGGUCUGAGAGGGAUGCACCCAAGCCGCUCGACAUUGUGUCUAAUGAAAUCAUCUUAUCAUCCCUUAGAAAUUCUGGAAAAGUUGCUGUGAUGGCUUCAGAAGAAGAUGAUGAACCAGUUUGGAUUAGAGAUGAUGGCCCAUUUGUGGUGGUAACUGAUCCUCUUGAUGGUUCUCGAAAUAUCGAUGCAUCAAUACCUACUGGCACAAUUUUUGGGGUUUAUAAACGUCUUGUUGAACUCGAUAAUUUACCGAGAGAAGAGAAGGCCGUGCUUAAUUCUCUACAGAGUGGGACUAAACUUUUGGCUGCUGGAUAUGUUCUCUACUCAUCAGCUACAAUACUUUGUGCCAGCUUUGGCUCUGGGACACAUGCAUUUACACUGGACCAUUCAACAGGAGACUUCAUUCUUACUCAUCCUCACAUCAAAAUCCCUCCUCGAGGGCAAAUAUAUUCCGUAAAUGAUGCAAGAUAUUUUGACUGGCCAGAAGGAUUGCGGCGAUAUAUCGACACAAUCAGACAGGGGAAAGGCAAAAAUCCAAAGAAAUACUCUGCUCGUUACAUAUGUUCUCUGGUUGCUGAUCUCCAUCGAACUUUAUUAUAUGGCGGAGUGGCAAUGAAUCCAAGAGAUCAUCUCCGUCUAGUAUAUGAGGCAAACCCUCUUAGCCUCCUCGUUGAGCAAGCCGGAGGCCGAGGUUCAGAUGGUAAACACCGAAUUCUUUCAUUGCAGCCAGGUAAGCUGCAUCAAAGGCUGCCUUUGUUCUUGGGGAGUUUGGAGGACAUGGAGGAGCUUGAAAGCUAUGGAGAUGUACAGCAGAAAGUGAAUCCUGGUUAUGAAGUUUGAAGUUGUGAUAGAGAAUGAAGUUUAAAAUGUAAAAAACAACCUUCAAAACGAAAAGGUCAGUGUCUAGAUUUUGUGUAGUUCAUCACAUUUUUUUUUCAGUGGCUUUGCAUGCUUUACUGGAAGGUGUAUAUAAAGUGUAGAAUAUUAACAGUAAAUUAUGACAGCAUGUGAAUUAUAUUAAUUUGCAAUCUGAAGAAGAGUUAUGUUCUUGUAACCGA
Cucumis melo (muskmelon) is the source of this 1527-nucleotide messenger RNA. Its product is annotated as fructose-1,6-bisphosphatase, chloroplastic. Gene Ontology annotation, biological process: fructose 6-phosphate metabolic process; gluconeogenesis; fructose metabolic process. The record is from RefSeq and is a predicted model, not a curated record. NCBI's taxonomy places the organism in Eukaryota, Viridiplantae, Streptophyta, Magnoliopsida, Cucurbitales, Cucurbitaceae. The coding region runs from base 113 to 1309 and encodes 398 amino acids. Gene Ontology annotation, molecular function: fructose 1,6-bisphosphate 1-phosphatase activity. The transcript has 3 exons. Gene Ontology annotation, cellular component: cytosol; cytoplasm.